AUGAAAUAUAAUAUAAAAUGUCAUAUAUUAAACUAGACUUUAAAGAAAAUAAAUGCAUUCUAAAGUAAAUCAAAAGUGAUUAAAUUAUCUUACAUAUAAUAAACUACUUUUUAGAAAAUAAAAAUAGCAAUAAUGUUGCUAUAUCGUUAGAUAAUUAACUUUUUAACUUAUCUUGCUAAUACUAAAUGUUACAGAAAAUAUUAGCUUUCAAUAAUAUAAAUGUUCAGAGCAAUAAAUUUUCAAUUAUUCUAAACGAUUAAGAGUUUAAUUUAUAAUUUGUAUUAAAGAAUUUUAAUCAUCUCAUCAAAAUUCUAGAUAUAAUUUAAGAGUAAUAAUAAUAACAGUUUUAUAGAUUAAAAAUUUAAAGCUAAAAUUACAUUCCCUUGUCAGAUGAAAAUAUUUUGA
Molecule: messenger RNA, 405 nt
Organism: Tetrahymena thermophila SB210
Lineage: Eukaryota; Ciliophora; Oligohymenophorea; Hymenostomatida; Tetrahymenidae
Exons: 1
Source: RefSeq, a predicted model, not a curated record